AUGCCUGGUUCGAGCACUCGUCGGAGUAAGCGUGAGGGGCGGGCGGCGCUGGGCCCGACCGGGCACGAGCUCGACCCCGACUGGGUCAGUGAGGAGGCGCGCCUGCGGGCCGAGACGGAGCGCGAGGAGCAACGCAUGCGCCGCGAGGUGCGGCUCCGCAAUGAGCACGAGCUACGCGAGGUGCGCUACAAGCGGCUGCUGCGUCUGCUUAACACCAGCCAGUUCUACGUCAACCACUUGGUCACCAAGAUCGACGAGCAACACGAGAAGCUGAACGCGACGCUGGCGAAGAGCGCUGCGCGCUCCAGGAAGCGUCCGGCGGCCGAGGGUGCGCCGGAGACCCCGCGCCUCUUGAGCGGCGGCACCCUGCGCGACUACCAGCUCGAGGGCUACAACUGGCUCAAGGUGAUGUUCGAGAACGGCGUCAAUUGCAUACUGGGCGACGAGAUGGGGCUAGGCAAGACGAUCCAGUGCAUCAGCCUGAUCGCGUACCUGGUGGAGCAGUCGGUGGUGGGGCCAUUCCUCGUGAGCGCGCCGCUCUCCACGCUGCCAAAUUGGCUGUCCGAGUUCCGCCGCUUCUGUCCGGCGCUUCCCGUUGUGCUGUACCACGGUCCGGACCGCGAGCGACUGCUCGCGGAGAUCGGCCGCUUCCACCGCGUGGACGGCUGCCGCGUGCCCGUGCACCCCGUGGUGCUGACCACGUACGAGAUGGUCAUCCGCGACUCGCGCAAGUUGAGCCGCUUCCAGUGGCGCUACCUCAUUAUCGACGAGGGCCAGCGCAUCAAGAAUCACGAGUGCCAGCUGGUGCGCGAGCUGCGCCGCUACUCGUCCGUCAACCGACUCCUGCUGACCGGCACGCCGCUGCAGAACAAUCUGGCGGAGCUGUGGUCGCUGCUCAACUUCCUGCUGCCCGAGAUCUUCGACGAUCUGGCCGUGUUCGAGUCCUGGUUCGACGUGGGCAGCAUGGCGACGGACGAGGACGACGCCAAGAUCGUGGAGCAGGAGCGCGAGAAGCAGGUGGUGUCGACGCUGCACAAGAUCCUAACGCCGUUCCUGCUGCGCCGCGUCAAGCGCGACGUCGAGCUGCGGAUACCGCCCAAGCGCGAGGUGCUCGUCUACUGCCCGAUGGUGGACGAUCAGGAGCGGCUGUAUCGGGCGGCGGUCGACCGCUCCAUCGCCAAGCUCAUCGGCGAGCGCAACGGCGACGACGAGGACGAGCCAGUCGAGCUGGACGGGCGCGGCCGGCCUCGUCGCUCGUGCAAGGGAGACAUCAGCUUCGAGUUCCUCUUCUCGGACGGCGCCGACGUGCUGGAGGACGAGUCGCGCUGGGAGGCCGGUCUGCAGCUGUUGGAGGAGUCGCGUGCCGGUGUCUCGCGUCCCAAGAAGCCCAAGCAUAUGCGCAUCCACUUGCCGAUGCGAGCGGCAAGCUGA
Pollicipes pollicipes is the source of this 1431-nucleotide messenger RNA. RefSeq names its product lymphocyte-specific helicase-like. The transcript has 4 exons. Gene Ontology annotation, biological process: DNA methylation-dependent constitutive heterochromatin formation; lymphocyte proliferation; pericentric heterochromatin formation. The record is from RefSeq and is a predicted model, not a curated record. Gene Ontology annotation, molecular function: chromatin binding; ATP binding. NCBI's taxonomy places the organism in Eukaryota, Metazoa, Arthropoda, Thecostraca, Pollicipedomorpha, Pollicipedidae. Gene Ontology annotation, cellular component: nucleus; pericentric heterochromatin. The coding region runs from base 1 to 1431 and encodes 476 amino acids.